UGGCUCGAGCGGGACUUGGGAGGGAGAGGUUAGGUCAGUCGACACUUUGACAGUAAUAAACCGACGCGAGAGAACAUAUCUGCCGUGCUCCGAGACGCUGUCUUGCUCGUUCCGAUAUAUCGGAGAGAAAAAUAAGAUCUCGCACAGCUUCAAAGUCAUAUUAAUCUGCGGCGGUUGUCGCGAAGCGAGUCUUUUUUUUUUUCACGACAAGGUUAUGUAAAAUCUAUCCUGUGGCGCCAGCAUCUACGGCGCGGACGUGACGUAUCGAGGAAUCGAGAUCACUUGUUCACAGUAAUCAGAGUCGGGAUGUGUAUCUUCGCUGGUUAAUAUCGUACCUUCCGUACUCUACGUACGUUUUGUGUUUGAAACAUACAAACGCGUAAUUUUGUAACCGUUCGACGCAUCGAUUAGUUGUAUUUUUUUUUUUUUUUACAAUAAACCCGAUGCCGGUGCAGUGUGAGUUCAUCGAGUGUUGAAACUGUGGUGCCGUUCGCCUAUGAAUUUUCAUUGCCGAUCGCAAAAGGGUGUGGAACUACGGGGUCUCUAGGACAAGUUAGCCGAAGAAUUCAAAACUUUAUUUCUAAAAGACUGCAGUAUCAAAUGAAUUAGGGGCCUCUGGCGGCCCCGACAUAUUCAUAAUGGACACCGUAGACAGUGCCAGCAAACGCCAAGCUACUCGCGUCUUCAAAAAAUCAAGUCCAAAUGGAAAGAUUACCGUAUACCUUGGUAAAAGGGAUUUUGUUGACCAUAUCACACAUGUAGAUCCAAUAGACGGAGUUGUUCUAAUCGAUCCUGAUUACGUCAAAGUGCGUAAGGUUUUUGGGCACGUCCUUGCAGCCUUCAGGUAUGGUCGCGAAGACUUGGAUGUCUUGGGGCUAACGUUUAGGAAAGAUCUGUACUUGGCUGCAGAACCAAUUUUCCCAGUGCCACCUGGGUCGCAACCGCCAAGACCUUUGACGCGCCUGCAAGAAAGACUUAUAAAAAAACUGGGCCCAAAUGCAUUCCCAUUUUACUUUGAAUUACCUCCUCAUUGUCCAGCAUCUGUAACGCUGCAACCUGCUCCAGGAGAUACUGGAAAACCUUGUGGGGUUGAUUACGAACUAAAGGCAUUUGUCGGCGAAACACAAGAUGACAAACCUCAUAAGCGAAACUCAGUGAGACUUGCAAUUCGUAAAAUAAUGUACGCCCCAUCAAAACAAGGUGCCCAACCGUCAGUGGAAGUUAGCAAGGAAUUCAUGAUGUCGCCGAACAAGUUGCAUCUAGAAGCAACUCUUGACAAGGAGCUCUAUCAUCAUGGUGAAAAUAUUGCUGUUAAUGUGCACAUAGCAAAUAAUAGUAACAGAACAGUUAAAAAAAUAAAAGUAUCUGUACGACAGUUUGCGGAUAUUUGUCUGUUCUCAACAGCGCAGUACAAAUGCACUGUCGCCGAGGCAGAAAGCGAUAUAGGGGUAACGCCUGGCUUCACAUUGAGCAAGGUCUUUUCGCUAAAGCCGAUGCUAGCUGACAACAAGGAUAAACGGGGCCUUGCCUUAGAUGGCCAACUUAAACAUGAGGACACCAAUCUCGCAUCUAGCACUAUGGAGGGUUGCCCAGUUGGGCCAGGUUUCACGCUGAGCAAAGUAUUUUGGUUGACUCCGCUUCUCGCCAACAACAAAGAUAAAUGGGGACUUGCUCUUGAUGGCCAGCUGAAACAUGAGGACACCAAUUUAGCGUCCAGCACGCUUGUAGCAGACCCAUCACAACGUGAAAAUCUAGGAAUUAUCGUUCAAUACAAAGUCAAAGUGAAACUUUGCUUAGGUCCGUUAGGCGGUGAAUUAGUCGCAGAGUUACCAUUCAUUUUGAUGCAUCCGAAACCGGAAGAAGAGCCACCUGAUCCUGUUACAGCAAGACCAAGUCCUGCGCACCAACCUGCUGAUGGAGAAGUACCUGUCGAUACUAAUCUUAUUCAGUUAGACGGAGAAAUGGAUACGGGCGACGAUGACAUUAUCUUUGAGGAUUUUGCUCGUUUAAGGCUCAAGGGGGAAACCGAUGCCUGACUUAGCCUACGUCGGCGUAAGCCACACACGGUAAAUAAGUGAGUAAUGUUUGGGGAAUUGACAAGAAUGGUAAUAAAAAAAGAAAAAAGAAAAAUAAUACAGAAGAAUACACUCGAUUGCAAUUGACAAACGAAGAUAUCAACCGAUCGACAAACAAUAGUUGAGGUGAAAACAAUAACUUGUAUAAAUAAACGUCCAAAACUUCAAGUUGUAAUAAUAGCAGUUACAGAAUACAUAUUUUUUAAAAAAUUUGAAAAAUUAAACGAAAUUUCAAAACUGUUGUCAAUAAGUAAUACAGGAACUGGCUGAGACGCAUGACAUGACUUAUUUUAUGCAUUUAAAUUCCAUGAUAUAUAUAUAUAAAAUUCUUAGGAUAUCACGACUAGAAUAAAUUGAUGAUUUUGUAAGAGAUAUAUGCCGCAAAAUAAAUAAAAAAACUUGAGAGUAUUUACAUUUGAUGCCUAAUGUAAAAGUAUAAGCAAGAAAAAACACUGUGUAAAAUGAAAUUUACGUUAGUCGAGUGACCAUGUUUUUUGUUGCCACAUUUGUAAUUUCACAUGCCAUGAGUCUAGAAAGAGGCAAAUAGUUUCAAAUAGAGUAUAAUAUUUCCUAUCGCAACGGACACUUUGAUAUCACGCAUAAAGAAGGCCUACCUACCAAAUAGAAAUGUAUCAUCCAUAGAAUUACAUCCUUGAAACGCAACAAAAUAUUCACUGACAGGUUAUCUACUAGGGUUCGAUUAAUGAAUCAUAGCCGACUAGAUUUAACCCAGCUUUGUGUUCGACCAAAACAACAUUUACAAAUGUUUUAUUUAUGUCAAUAAAAAAAAUUUCUGCCAUACAAAAAGAAUUAACAGAAUAACUAACGAACAUUAUAACAUGAAUUAAGGUACAACAAUAUUUUUGUAAUAAGUAAGCGGAACCACAAAGUACAGGGUCAUGUAAUUGUUGCUGAAGAAGAGUGCCACUGACGAAGCUUUUCUAUCUGGUACCCGCAUCAGCGGCUAUUUUUCACCCGGAUCUUGUGUUCAGCAACAAAUAAAUUACCAUGUAUAGACCAUUCAACAAGUAAACAACGUAUUAAAAAAUGAGCAAAUAAUUUUAUAUCUUCCUUGAUAUGGGAUUAUAUUAACUGAAGGUAAAACCAGCCUGACCAAGAGUUAAUGAUUGAAUGUGCUAACAUUAAUUGAAAUAAGGCAGUUAAGCCUUAUAAAAUUAAAUUUUGUCAAAUGUUAUGGAAAGUUAGUAAUGUUCCAGAAUCAUGGGCAUAACUGUGUAACACAUUAGUCUACUUAAUGAAGUUCAGCGUAUUCGGCCGCAGACUUAGGCUACUGAUAUCAACUUCGUAGGUAUCAGAAAAUAUACAUACUGCAGCCAUCGUUUCUGUAAAGAAUGUAAAGUUUGAUCAUAACAUCUUUUAAUGUUUGAAAUGUGACAAGCUUAUAGGGACACAUAUUUUCAAACGGAAAAUUGGUUAUUCUACAUUAAAAUAACAUGUGUUUCGUAUUUUACUAUAAUCUAUAGUAAAAAAUAUACUGUAAUAUUGUAUACGUAUUUUGAAGCUACAAAAAAUUGACGAGUAGUAGCCGUAAAUUCCUGUAUUACUGAAUGAUUACUAAUCCAAAGAUAAUGAAUGUGCUAUUGUAUAUGUAUAUGUAUAUAUAUUCGAAGUCUAAACUAAUCUUGGGAUAUCCAACAUGUUAUAACCCAGCAAGAAUUGUAAGAGGCAGUUUGAUCAUCUUUUAUUUCGUACUUAUGCAGUGUGACGACUGCCGGUGAUUAAAAACAAAACUGAAUAUAACAAAAACACCUUUUCAAGACUUCUUACUUUUCUAAUUAUAUGCAGGUGUCAGUUGUUGUGUGUCUUAAGAAUAAUUUGCUUUUUUUUAACCAGUACAAAUAGUUAGCAAAAAAUGAAUGUAAUAGUAACUAUGUCGAUGAAAUUAAAAUAAAUCUAAUAGCCUUUCGCUAUUAUUUGUUAGACAAUUUUUUUUUAAUCUGAUCUACAGCACAUCAAAUUAUACCAAAGUUUUCCCAUACACGUACAAUAUAGAUAGAUUUGAUAUACUAUUUGUAGAAGCUGGUUUAAUAUUAAAAAACGAUUGAUAAUAUUUUCAACCGUAACACUCUCAUUGCAGCUCUCAAUUUGUUGGUAAAAUUUUGCCCUAUUUGCCGAAUACGUGGUAUAAAUAGCCAUAGAUGAUCAAGAUUUUUGUAAAAGCGAAAACUGAUAUCAAAAUCACAGGUAAAUGCAUUUUACUCCAACGGAUUAACUUGCCUCCGGAGGUUCAAGAGGUUUGUUCACAAUAAGAGGUCAAAACGAACGAAAUUCUUAUGGUUUCUUCAAAGAUAACUAAAUGCCAAAUGCUUUAUAUUUCACAUAAGUUUAUUGCGCUCUAUAAAUAUAGUAAUUGGCCUAGAAUAUUGAGAGAUAUCUAUUUCGUACGAUUAUAAUUGUUGAUUUCAUGGCAUCAUUUGCUCAGAAUAAAUGGCUCUGUUGAAACACAAUGAGAACCAAUUAAUUAAUUGGUUGGUACAUCAAAUGCAUCACAUACCAAAAUCAAGUUCAUACUUGAUAUGUAUAUGGGGCAUUUCAUAUGUAGAGCUAGCGAUUUUUGUUAUGGUUGUCCUUACUCACGAUGGCAUUUAGUGUUUUUCUUGAAUUUUUUCCCAUUGAUUUGAAUUUAUUUCAAUUUUGUAAAACGAACGCAUUGGUUAAAACAGUUAAAAAAUUUGAAACAAUUUGGCAAAAUCCUGUGUUAGAUAUCAAAGUUUUCGAGAUAUGAGCUGCUAAGGGCCGACGUUCCCUUCCCUUCGAAAAAAAAUGGCAAGGAACUGCAAAAACGCACCGUCCCACCCCGACUCAAAGCUUAGAACAUUUGAUAUCUGAUACAGGAUUUUUCACCUCGUUUAUUACGUUGAGGAUUAUUAAUUUUUAUAGCUAAAUUAAAACUUAGGGAUAAUUUUAAUAUGUAUUUACUUUGAAAAAAGUCAUGACAAUUGGUUCUCUUGUGCCUCUAAUGCCUAAACCCCUGACCGAAUAAAAAACAUAUGUAUACCAACAUAUUUUCAUUCACAAGGCUAGAAUUGAUACAAGUAACAAUGACGCAUACAAUGAAUGUUAUGAAAAGUAUUAGGUAUACUGUAAUAUGAAAUAAAUAUAAAUUGAAUGUUACUGAUA
Neodiprion virginianus is the source of this 5216-nucleotide messenger RNA. It is a transcript of the gene krz, whose product is annotated as beta-arrestin-1. The transcript is spliced from 9 exons. Gene Ontology annotation, cellular component: cytoplasm. Gene Ontology annotation, molecular function: G protein-coupled receptor binding. The record is from RefSeq and is a predicted model, not a curated record. The coding region runs from base 639 to 2036 and encodes 465 amino acids. Gene Ontology annotation, biological process: signal transduction; G protein-coupled receptor internalization. Lineage: Eukaryota; Metazoa; Arthropoda; Insecta; Hymenoptera; Diprionidae.